AUGUUUACCGAAGAAGAAAUAGGCAAUUUCCUUGGAGUGUUGCAAGUGACACCCCAAUUUAUAGAGAUUGAAUGUGGCAGCACCAAUCCAAGAUAUGGUGACACAACAGGCAAUCUUAGGGUUUUCAGUGAUGGGAAAGUUAAGGUGGAUUGCAUUUGUCGUGCUGAUUGCGAUAAAGUUAGAGUAUUCCCGGCGGAGUUUGCAAAGCACGCCGGAAAAAUAAACGCGCACGAGAAGUGGGAUAGGCAGAUAUGGGUGUUUGGCAAGGAUGGGACUAAAAUAGGGCUAUGGAGAACAUGUUUGUUGAAGCAUAACAAGCAUACUUUCGUGAGGGGGGUGCGCCAACUCAUCCAUCGUGACGAGUUCAUACGAUGCUCCCAGUGUGACAAAGAGCGUAGGUUUAGUAUGCUAACCAAGGACCAUUGCAAGAUCUAUCAUGACGCUCUUUUCAAACCAGAUUGGACUUGUUCCGACAUGCCAAAUCAUACGUACGUAAUUAAUCAUAUAAAUUAA
Messenger RNA from Salvia hispanica, 513 nucleotides. RefSeq names its product protein ULTRAPETALA 1-like. The record is from RefSeq and is a predicted model, not a curated record. NCBI's taxonomy places the organism in Eukaryota, Viridiplantae, Streptophyta, Magnoliopsida, Lamiales, Lamiaceae. Gene Ontology annotation, cellular component: nucleus; cytosol.